AUGAACAGUGGCCUCACCAGGGAGUCCAAGCAUCAUAUUGCCGUCUUGGAGGAAGAGGAUGUCGAGACCUUUGUGGCUUUUUGCGAAUAUGCCUACACGGGCGAUUACAGUGUGCCCCCACCGGGAUCUCGCGAAGAUGAGAAGGACGACGCCAUCGAUGAUACGGCGUUCAAGGGGAUGUUCUCGAAUCCCUUCGCCUCGACCGUUCCUCCCCCAGCACCAUCUCCUCCCCCGUCUCUCAAGCUUCCGAACAGGGACCUGGAUGUGCCAGAUCGUGGGGACUCGGAGACCGCCAGGAAUGAGGAGUUGACGCAGCCGCAGAAGGAGGGCGAGAGCGUGAAGGAUGGCAACAACGACGUGGGAGAGGAUGUCGCGGCACCCGAUGAUCCGCCACAGGAUCCUGCAUCAGCCUGUGACGAGCCAAGUGAGCAGCCUCUUGCUACUCCUGCUGCCGAAGAGGGAGAUCCCUGGGGCUUUGGUGAGGACGCCGCACCCUCGAAGGGCAAAAAAUCGAAGAAGACCAGGAAGGACAAGAAGAAACAGAAAGGUGGUGCGACAGCGGAGGAACCUAUGUCUAACCUGACUCCUCCAACAACCCCUCCUCCUGGAAAUCCCAAUGACCAGAUUGAUAACAACCUCACAGUCGAGACUACUGCAAUGCUGGAUGAUCCGAUCCCAGUGACCGAACAUAUCAAAGUGGGUGAGGUGGCGGAGGUUGUGGAAGUUCCUGAGCCCACGGGAGCGGAUGAGUCCAUUGACCCUGCUGCACCGUCCUUGGAUACUGAAAGUUGGGAUCGAGCAACAUCUGUUCCUCCUAAGGUCAAGGAUACCCUCAAUGAGAACGUGAAACUCGAACACAACAGUCAAAAGGAGGACGAAAUCAAGGAAGAGGUUGUGUCUCCCCGAAGCCAGAUGAAAGCGUUCAUUGACACCUCUUUCGCCAAGCAGCUAUUUCCUUCGCGCCGCCCAACUGGAGUUGGUCUCUGGGAUAAGUUUAUGAGCUUGGACUAUCUUGAUCAUCCCUCCACCUACGGGACAAGACCUCUCACCCCGGUGUCAACACACUCAGAUUCAAGCAAGUCGGAUCUUCCGUAUCUUGUCUUUCACGCCAAGCUGUACGUUUUCGCCGUACGAUACUUGAUUCCCGCUCUGGCGCAAUUGUGUCUCCGAAAGCUUCACGCGGAUCUGCUGUGUCUGGCGUUUCCUGGUCCGAAAGACGGCGAACGGGAGGAAGAGCGAGCUGCUCUGACCGCAACCAAGGCCAGAAUGGUCCUUGACCUCCUCCACUACACGUACACCAAGACGACCCGUCUGGAGCCGAUUUCACCAACCUCGGCCACUCAGCUUCGCGACAACGAGCUUCGGAAACUCGUUAUACACUACGCAGCGUGCAAAGUGAGAGAGCUUGCAGAAUACUGUCCUACGAUGGAGAGUAUGGUAAGCUCGCCAUUGGCUUCGCCAGUGGACAAACGGCCACCAAAGGCAGAUCGACCUUCGAGCCGUGGUUUCCGUGCGCUCUUGGACUCGACAACCGAACUUGCCUCCGAUUUGGUCUUCCGCAUGAUGUGA
This is a messenger RNA of Aspergillus thermomutatus, 1569 nucleotides long. RefSeq lists its product as uncharacterized. The transcript has a single exon. NCBI's taxonomy places the organism in Eukaryota, Fungi, Ascomycota, Eurotiomycetes, Eurotiales, Aspergillaceae. The coding region runs from base 1 to 1569 and encodes 522 amino acids. The record is from RefSeq and is a predicted model, not a curated record.